GCCUCAUUGCAGAGACACCACACACCCUCUGCUCUUAAAAACUGCCACUAUUCCCCCAACCUCUAAACGACGCUACUCCAUCUCCACACCUGCUCUCUCUCUCUCUCUCUCACACACACACACACAUGUAUAUGCAUUUCUAGACUAUUCUUUUUGGACUCGUGUUGACAAUGGAAGUCGAGACUCAAGUGCUAAAACCACCAUUCUCUCCCUCCGUCCUAAGUUUAACCACAGGUACCACCGACGCCCAAUCGCAACGGGAGAUCGCACCGGUGUCAAGUGCGGCCGCGAUGAGGGUGCAGAAGGUAUAUAGGAGUUAUCGCACCAGGCGAAUGUUAGCGGACUCGGCCGUCGUAGCCGAAGAGCUCUGGUGGCAAGCGAUAGACUAUGCUCGAUUGAAUCACAGUACAAUUUCAUACUUCUACCAACCAGAGACUGCGGCUUCCCGCUGGAAUCGAAUCAGCUUGAAUGCUUCCAAGGUUGGUAAGGGUUUGUCCAAGGACGCCAAAGCACAAAAACUGGCUUUCCAACACUGGAUUGAAGCAAUUGAUCCAAGGCAUCGUUAUGGGCAUUACUUGCAUCUGUAUUACGAAGAGUGGUGUAAAACAGAUGCUGGUCAGCCAUUCUUCUAUUGGUUGGAUCUCGGAGAUGGAAUGGAUGUUGAACUUAUAGAAUGUCCAAGAUCAAAGCUUCGGCAACAGUGCAUCACAUAUCUUGGACCUCAAGAGAGAGAAAAUUACGAAUAUAUUGUUGUGGAGGGGAAAAUAGUGCACAAGCAAAGUGGAAAUUUUCUUGAUACAACCAAAGGAAAGCCAGGUGCAAAAUGGAUAUUUGUGAUGAGCACCUCCAAGAAACUUUAUGCUGGUCAGAAAAAGAAAGGAAUCUUUCACCAUUCCAGCUUCCUUGCUGGUGGUGCAACAUUGACUGCUGGAAGGCUUGCCGCAGACGAUGGAACACUGAAGUCUAUAUCACCAUACAGUGGACAUUACAGGCCGACUGAUGACAGCCUCGACAGUUUUCUCUCAUUUCUCAAGCAAAAUGGAGUUGACCUUGACAGGGUUGCAAUACGCAAGGCGAAUGAUGAUUAUGAGAACUACGAAGAGAGCAAACCGAAGAAAGAAGAGAUUACAUCUGAAUUUUCAACAUAUUCAGAAUCUCCUCAACCUGUUAAUUCCAUAGAAGAGGAAUCUUUGGAACCGCCUGUGACUUCCCAAACUGAAACAAAAAACAACUACGAAAGGACCCUAUCCGGUGGACUUCGGAGCGCGAGAGCUGAGGUGCCUGAAAAAGCAAUAUUGCAAAGAAUAAACUCAAAAAAGGCAGCCAGUUCAUAUCAGUUAGGCCAUCAACUAUCGCGAACAUGGUCAACCGGUGCUGGUCCUAGAAUCGGUUGUGUCGCUGAUUAUCCGGUUGAACUGAGGUUACAGGCCCUUGCGUUAGUUAACCUCUCUCCAAGAACUCCUCCAACACACCGGUGGAUGGCUGGUCUUGCAUCACCCACAACCAUUCCUGAAUCGAUCUCUGCUGUCUGAAUCUGUAUAUUUCUUGUCAUCUACUACAAUUUCUCAUGCUUUCUGCUUGUAGUGGAUGCAAGUUCCUUAAGUCUAUGUCACUUGAGUUCUUUUAAGCUAUUAAUGUCAUCCUUAUUUCAUCAUCUCA
This is a messenger RNA of Rhododendron vialii, 1659 nucleotides long. RefSeq names its product IQ domain-containing protein IQM3-like. Gene Ontology annotation, molecular function: protein binding. The transcript is spliced from 9 exons. The coding region runs from base 171 to 1532 and encodes 453 amino acids. Lineage: Eukaryota; Viridiplantae; Streptophyta; Magnoliopsida; Ericales; Ericaceae. The record is from RefSeq and is a predicted model, not a curated record.